Messenger RNA from Naegleria fowleri, 939 nucleotides. RefSeq lists its product as uncharacterized. The coding region runs from base 1 to 939 and encodes 312 amino acids. The transcript has a single exon. Lineage: Eukaryota; Heterolobosea; Eutetramitea; Acrasida; Naegleriidae. The record is from RefSeq and is a predicted model, not a curated record.
AUGAAAUUAAGCAUCAUUACAUUCAUUCCAAACAACAAUAACAAUAUCAACAACACUUCAACCACUCAAGGUGAAGAUCCUGUGGUUUCGACUGGAAGUGGACACUUUUCAACAGCCACGCCUUUGAGAAGGAAACACUCCAAGAAAAAUCUGAAAAUGAUUUCCUAUCGAACUGAAAUCAAAUCCAUGCAUGCAUCGAACAAUCCAUUCGAUGGAUCGACCGACAUGUCCCACCAUUUCAAUCACUUGAAUUUCUCUUCUCCACAUGCUGCAACUACUGCAACUACAGUUUCGACAUCAAGGCCUUUUCCUCCUACUACUCAAAGAAGGAAACAAACCAAUCGUCGUAUUCCAUAUGAAGGAAAUCAAACCUCUAACGAAGUGCAAUGUGGAGAAGGUGAUGGCACACCAAGUUGCAGUCAUGGCGUCAGACGAGGAAUUCAAAAAAGACCGCAUCAACAUGCUCAUUCUAGAAAUACUCAUUACACGAUUGGAUCUCAGUGUCAUCCUUCCAUUCAUUUAGAAGGUAGUCGAAUGCGAGAAGAGAGCACUCCACACAUUCCAUUUGAAAACCAAAAUCGUCAUCUCCAUGUCUCGACGACUCUCUGUGUAUCUCCACAAAAUGAUGACCAUUCUUCAAACAUGGAAUCGAACAAGUCAUUCACGAGUUGUACUAGUAAUAAUCCAAGUAGUAAUUAUCCAAGUAGUUGUCUUUUCACUACUAUGAGUGGGAGCAGUUCUGUAACAACAGUAGUAGCAACAUCUCCUCCUUCACUAUCAUUUCAAUCGAAUGCCAUUCCUGAAAACACAUUUGCCAUACCCUGUAAGACUCAAAAUCACACAACAUCAAAGAAUUCACCCAUCCACAACAGGAAAAUCAUUCGAACUUCAAUAUCGAUUCAUGAAUUGCUGAAUACACCAUCACAUGAAUGUUGUUGA